CAGUAGUCGACUGAAUGCCUGUAUGAUGGCUGGAAGCCUCCGUUUCCUCCUCCUGUCACUCUGUGUUUUGUUGGAACCUGUGACAGAAAUCGGUGGUUUGCUUCUGAAACCAGUUCUGUCUGGACCCAGUGAGGCCUAUGUGAGAUCAGAAGUCCAGUUUGACUGUGCAGUUCCAGGCUGGUCUUCACCUCUGACCUAUGAACUCUGGAAGGAUGCAGGGGAUCUUAUUGCAGCAGAAAACAACGUCAAGGUCACCUUCACCCUACAGAUCACCGAGGGGUCAGAGGGCGAGUACUACUGCAGACUGACCGCCGGAGGUCAAACCAGCAACUCCAUCCACUUCCAUGCAGUGAUUCCUGUCGUAGGGGCCCGUUUGAGCUCAGAUCCCGAUCCAGCGAUCGUCUAUGAAGGACAGAAGCUCGUCCUGCGCUGUCUCGUCAGGAAGGGGACGCAUCUGUCCUUCACAUGGUACCACGACACACAGUUAGUGAACUCCUCGUCAGAGCUCCACCGGCUCUCCGGAGACGCUCUCACGGUGGACGGGGCGACUGAAAUGCAUGCUGGGAUAUACUCAUGCACAGCUCAAAACCAGAUGACCGUCAACCCCAGAUUCUCCAGCAGCCGAAACCUCCACGUCACUGUCAAAAAGCGCAUCUCGGCGCCCUCGUUAUCGUUUACGGUCUUCUCUAACGGCUCCAGCCUGACGGCCAACAUCAGCUGCCGUUCUGAGCGUGGAUCUCCGCCCGUGACGUUCAGAUUGAUGUUGGACGGACUGGAGCUGGAUGUGAAGCGAGUGGAUUCACUAGAGUCCUGGUUCGUUCUGCCGAUCUCUGUGGGUCUGGAUCUGGGAGCCGCUCGAUGUAAAGCACAAACGGAAACACAGCAGCUGCUGUCUGAUCCCGUGCGUUUACUCGUAGUUCCAGUAGGUGGCGCUGUGCGUGUCACAGUAACGUACCUCCACGACGCCGACGGGACGGUGGCAGCCGCUCGGCUCAAAUGUGUCCCAGACAUAGGAACGUUUCCCACAUUCUCCUGGCGUCUGAACCAUUCCUCCCUUCCAGCAGAGGGCGACGCUCACGCGGUCACUCAUCACGGUCAGAUCUUGAUCCUCACAGAUGUCAGCGCUGGGUUUUACCGCUGCAGGGUGAGGGACAGUUUUAACGACAGCUCAGUCUGGGUGGAGAGCGAGGACAUCUUUAUUCAGAAGACAGAUUUGGCAGCGACGCCCGUGGAGGUCAUUGCGUUGGUUUUCUGUGGUUUCCUGUCGAUUGUGAUUGUGUUAGGCUCAUUCUUUAUGUUCUGGAGCACCAAGCGCAGAAACAACAGCUGCAAACAUCACAGUAACCAGGACGUGAUCCAGUCUGAGAUGAUAACAAUGAAUGAUCCUGUAGCUGAUGUUUCCUCUGAACCUCAACCUGUGGAAAUGAAACAGUCAUCAUGGAGUUUGAGGCCUAGAGGUCUAGACCAGUGUCCUGCAGAGACGUCUUGAAGAUUCUAGAAAUCCUGAACACUUUGAUUAGCUCUUUAAUUAAGGUGAAAGAUGAACUCUGACUGGACAUCAAUCACUACUGAGCCAUUUUCCUGUUUUUAAAUUGUUUUCUAUCAAUGAGAUUGUAAGGCUUUUAUAUACCA
Molecule: messenger RNA, 1632 nt
Organism: Sinocyclocheilus anshuiensis
Lineage: Eukaryota; Metazoa; Chordata; Actinopteri; Cypriniformes; Cyprinidae
Product: Fc receptor-like protein 5
Exons: 9
Coding region: 23-1489 (488 amino acids)
Biological process (GO): cell surface receptor signaling pathway; immune response
Cellular component (GO): external side of plasma membrane
Molecular function (GO): transmembrane signaling receptor activity
Source: RefSeq, a predicted model, not a curated record